CAGUAAAAUCAUCCAGUCAAUCACGUGACGUCUAUGGGACGUAUCAAAGGUAAAAUGAAUCCGUUAUUAUUAGGUGUCCAUUAAACACUCCCCCCACGAUCUGUCGCCAGACCAGUGGAUAGACGAACCUCGCCGGACGACACCAACUCAACUAAUUCCAACUACAUUUGCCGCCAUGGAGCCAGACUGGGACUUGAUCCUCGAACUGAUCGACGAGGAUUUAGGUCCCAAAAUCUCGCCGGAAAUUGGCCCCCGUCGUCGGUUCGAAGACUGCAUCUACCACGGGGAACAGAUAAUGGCGCCUUUCAAUCAUCUGGCCCCUCCCCAAACAGUAAUACCCCCAAUGGCGCCCGUCAAUCAUCUGGUCCCUCCGCCACAAACAGUGAGACCCUCAAUGGCGCCCGUCAAUCAGCUGCCGCCACCUCCACCGACAGUCAGCUGUGUUCCUAUGGCGAUGCAGCCGGAGGUCAUGGGCCAAAAUCCUGUCGGAGUCAUGUGUAGCAACGGUCAGCUGUUGUUCAAGAUGGAACCUGGAGAGGAACCCGACACCUUCUUCACCAACCCUCCUCCAAACUCUUCAAAGAGAAAGAGGAGGACAGGGAACAACGACGACAGGCCUUACAUCAAGAAGCCUCCAAACGCCUUCAUGCUGUUCAUGAAGGAGCAGCGUCCCACCGUCAAGGCCAAGUUCCUCAACAAGGACAGCGCCACCGUCAACAAAGUCCUUGACUAGAGAGAGUAGAAUAAUAGUUAAUAAUGUUAGAAACAUGAGACUAGACAACUUGUUAAUAAUGUUAGAAACAUGGGACUAGACUACUACUUAAUAAUGUUAGAAACAUGAGACUCGAAAACCUGUUAAUAAUGUUAGAAACAUGGGAUUAGACUUCUAGUUAAUAAUGUUAGAAAUAUUAGACUAUACGACUAGUUAAUAAUGCUAGAAACAUGAGACUAGAAUACUAGUUAAUAAUGUUAGUGACAUGAGACUAGACUACUAGUUCAUAAUGUUAGAAACAUGAGACUAGACUAAUAGUUAAUGUUAGAAACAUGAUACUAGACUACAAGUUAAUGAUGCUAGAAACAUGAUACUAGACUACUAGUUAAUAAUGUUAGAAACAUUGCACUAGACUACUAGUUAAUAAUGUUUUAAGCUUGGGACUAGACUACUAGCUAAUGUUAGAAACAUGGGACUAGAUGACUAGUUAAUAAUGUUAGAAACAUUAGACUAGACUACUGGUUAAUGUUAGAAACUUGGGACUAGACUACUAGUAAAUAAUGUUCAAAACAUGGGACUAGACUACUAGUUAAUAAUGUUAGAAACAUGAGACAAGACUGCUAGUUAAUAAUGUUAGUAACAUGAUAGACUACUAGUUAAUCAUUUUAGACACAUGAGACUAGACUACUAAUUAAUAAUGUUAGAAACAUGAUACUAGACUACAAGUUAAUACUGCUAGAAACAUGAGAUGAGACUACUAGUUAAUCAUCUUAGUGACAUGAGACUAGACUACUAAAUGUUAGUGACAUGAGACUAGACUUCUAGUUAAUAAUGUUAGAAACAUGAUACUAGACUACGAGUUAAUAAUGUUAGAAAUAUUAGACUAUACGACUAGUUAAUAAUGCUAGACACAUGAGGCUAGACUACUAGUUAAUAAUGCUAGACACAUGAGACUAGACUAAUAGUUAAUAAUGUUAGUGACAUGAGACUAGACUACUAGUUCAUAAUGUUAGAAACAUGAGACUAGACUAAUAGUUAAUGUUAGAAACAUGAUACUAGACUACAAGUUAAUGAUGCUAGAAACGUGAAACUAGACUACUAGUUAAUAAUGUUAGAAACAUUACACUAGACUACUAGUUAAUAAUGUUUGAAACUUGGGACUAGACUACUAGCUAAUGUUAGAAACAUGGGACUAGAUGACUAGUUAAUAAUGUUAGAAACAUUAGACUAGACUACUGGUUAAUGUUAGAAACUUGGGACUAGACUACUAGUAAAUAAUGUUCAAAACAUGAGACUAGACUACUAGUUAAUCAUCUUAGUGACAUGAGACUAGACUACUAAAUGUUAGUGACAUGAGACUAGACUUCUAGUUAAUAAUGUUAGGAAUAUUAGACUAUACGACUAGUUAAUAAUGCUAGAAACAUGAGACUAGACUACUAGUUAAUAAUGUUAGUGACAUGAGACUAGACUACUAGUUCAUAAUGUUAGAAACAUGAGACUAGACUAAUAGUUAAUAAUGUUAGUGACAUGAGACUAGACUACUAGUUCAUAAUGUUAGAAACAUGAGACUAGACUAAUAGUUAAUGUUAGAAACAAGAUACUAGACUACAAGUUAAUGAUGCUAGAAACAUGAGACUAGACUACUAGUUAAUGUUAGAAACAUUACACUUGACUACUAGUUAAUAAUGUUUGAAACUUGGGACUAGACUACUAGCUAAUGUUAGAAACAUGGGACUAGAUGACUAGUUAAUAAUGUUAGAAACAUUAAACUAGACUACUGGUUAAUGAUAGAAACU
This is a messenger RNA of Nerophis lumbriciformis (worm pipefish), 2508 nucleotides long. The record is from RefSeq and is a predicted model, not a curated record. Lineage: Eukaryota; Metazoa; Chordata; Actinopteri; Syngnathiformes; Syngnathidae.